Messenger RNA from Leptopilina heterotoma, 1722 nucleotides. RefSeq names its product protein phosphatase 1 regulatory subunit 21. Gene Ontology annotation, cellular component: membrane; early endosome. The transcript is spliced from 6 exons. The record is from RefSeq and is a predicted model, not a curated record. Bases 173 to 1504 code for a protein of 443 amino acids. NCBI's taxonomy places the organism in Eukaryota, Metazoa, Arthropoda, Insecta, Hymenoptera, Figitidae.
AUUCCGGUAAAAACACACUUGUUUUCAUGUGUUUUGCAAGUAAUUUUCAAAGUGGAAAAUAAAAUAAUGGACGAGGAACUACUGCGUGCAUCCAACUACAUCAACAAUGUCCAAUUAUCGUUAAUAAAAUAUAUUCAUAAACGAGUGUCAUUUAUACUAUCAAAUAAAAGUCAUGGAAGCUGUCAAUGGAGAACUUGAGACAAAGUACCAGAAAAUUGCCACAGAAUAUUCCAAGAUUCGUGCGCAAGCAAAAAUUUUAAAGACAGCCGUGAUUGAGGAGCAAACACGUAAUGCAGACAUUCGUGAACAACUGAAAGAAAAAGAAGUGGAACUUCGUCGUGCCGAACAAGAAUUGGACAGUCUUUCAUUUCGUAAUCAACAGCUCACUAAACGAAUUACCGUAUUACAAGAGGAAUUAGAUAAACUCCAAACGAAACCAAAACAAAAACGCAAUAAAUCAUCAACAGAGAAUAAGACUCAGCAGCCUCAUUCGCAAAAUCAUAUUCUCGAUGAGGAAUUUCAAAAGAAAAUUAUCGAAAAUGCUCAAUUAUUAUCGCUAAUUGCCGAUAAGGAUAAUGAAAUAGAUGCAUUGAGAGAGGAGAUUAAAUUCUUUGAAAAUAAAUUAACACACUGCGAAAAAACGAAAUUAACAUUGGAGGCGCAUUAUCGUGAAAUUAUUGAUAAAUUUGAACGUGAACGCGAUGAUUUACAGAGGAAAUUGAGCGAGAAACAAAAGCAAGAGGAAACAGUUUCAUGGUCAAGUGGCGAGGGUAAACGUGAGGGUUGUGAUUAUGAUUUGAGAAUAGGAAUAAUAAAUCAUCGUCAGAAUGAUCAUUCGCCACUAUCGUCGCCAUCGGCAUCGCGAAGAUCAUCGAAAUCAACGCUAGAAAUGGGCCCGAGAAAACAAUGGCUACCAACGCAGGAGGACAAUAGCGAUGAUUAUGAUUUCACUAAACCACUGGAACUUGAAAAAGAAUUGAAUCACUGGAAAGCGCAAUAUAAUAUUUUAAAACUCAAAUACGAUGAGAUUGUGGUUAAGGAAAGUUUAGAAACACACAUGGCCGAUAAUGAUUCUCUGCAGCCUAUUGAGAUUAAUAAUAUGAUUGGGAGAUUAACAACACCAUUUGCUGUCCCUGAAGAAAUCGAGGCGAGGGAAGCAAAAAUUAGAGAAUACUUUUUACGAGAAAUAGAUAAACUAGUAACUGAAAAACACCUUUGUCACGUCAAAAAUCUGGCAAUUGCUACCAAUAACGAAGUAACGAACGUUCAUUUAGAUACAAGCGAGGCAAGAAGAGAAAAAUGCGAAACAGAAUUAAAAGAAACGCUCUCAAGUUGGAAUAGAUUACAAGAAGAUAAGGAAGCUCAAGAAGGAAAUUAUAAAUUACAAUUGAGCACUAUGAGCGAGCAUCUUGCCAAUAUGAACGAAAAAUUAAUUCAACAAACCGAGGAGAUUCAACAACUCAAAUUUGAGCUUUCGAACAAAAACACUAAAAGGGGAAAAUAAAGACUAACACAAGUGUCGAUUUAAUCGGCAAUCUGACACAUUCCGUGAUAAAAAAAAGAAGAAAAAAAUUCUUGCUAACCAAGUUUUUAUGUACAUACUAAAAAAAAAUUACAGAUGACUAGCAAUGAAUUCGAUUUCUGCCGAUCUUUACACUUGUAGUUAUCUUUUGAAUUCGAUGUUUUUAUUUAUAAAAUAUUAAAUAAAUCUCUAAAUGUUUA